Molecule: messenger RNA, 1739 nt
Organism: Delphinapterus leucas (beluga whale)
Lineage: Eukaryota; Metazoa; Chordata; Mammalia; Artiodactyla; Monodontidae
Source: RefSeq, a predicted model, not a curated record
AGCUCUACCCUCCACCUCUCACGCCCUCCUCAGCCUCUUCGACUUCAGGGACCAUGACUUCCAAAUCCACCGUGAGAAGCCAAAGCAGCAGCCGCCGUGUCUUCAGUGCCGGCUCAGCCAGAGUCCCUGGGGUCGGCCACUCUGGCUUCAGCAGCAUGCCCGUGUGCUGCUCCAGGGGCAGUGGUGGCCUCGCUGGAGUGGGUGGAGGAGCUAGCUUUGGCAGCCGCAGCCUCUAUGGCAUGGCGGGCUCCAAAAGGAUCUCCCUCGGAGGGGGCAGCUGUGCCCUCGGUGGCGGAUAUGGCGGCAGAGCUGGAGGCGGCCUUGGCUUUGGAGGUGGAGCCGGGAGUGGAUUUGGUUUCGGCAGUGGAGCUGGUGGUGGCUUUGGGCUCGGUGGUGGAGCUGGCUUUGGUGGUGGCUAUGGGGGCUCUGGCUUCCCUCUAUGCCCCCCUGGAGGCAUCCAAGAGGUCACCAUCACCCAGAGUCUCCUGACUCCCCUCAACCUGCAAAUCGACCCCACCAUCCAGCAAGUCAAGACUGAGGAGCGGGAGCAGAUCAAGACCCUCAACAACAGGUUCGCCUCCUUCAUCGACAAGAUGUGGUUCCUGGAGCAGCAGAACGAGGUCCUGGAGACCAAAUGCAGCCUGCUGCAGGAGCAGGGCACCAAGACCGUGAGGCAGAGCCUGGAGCCCAUCUUCAACACCUACAUCAACGACCUCCAGUGGCAGUUGGACAGCGUCACCACCAAGAGAGGCAGGCUGGGUGCUGAGCUGAGAACCAUGCAGGAUGUCGUGGAAUAUCUCAAAAAAAAAUACGAAGAGGAGCUCUCCCUGCAGCCCUCUGCUGAGAAUGAGUUUGUUGCCUUGAAGAAGGAUAUGGACACAGCCUUCCUGAUAAAGGCUGACCUGGAGACCAAUGUGGAGGUUCUAGUCCAGGAGAUCGACUUCCUGAAAAGCUUAUAUGAGGAGGAGAUCAGCCUGCUGCAGUCUCAGAUCUCAGAGACCUCCAUCAUUGUGAAGGUGGACAAAAGCCAGGAGCUGCAGGCGGGCGGCAUCGUUUCCCAGAUCAAAGCCCAGUACGACAAAAUCGCCAGCCGCAGCAAAGUGCAAGCGGAGGCCUGGUACCAGGGCCGCCUGUAUGAGGAGCUGCGGCUGACAGCCGGGACCCACUGUGACAACCUCCACAACUGCAAGAACGAGAUUCUGGAAAUAAACAAGCUGAUUCAGUGGUUGCAGCAAGACAUUGAGAAUGUCAAAGCCCAGCGCUGCAAACUGGAGGGUGCCAUAGCCGAGGCAGAGCAGCAGGGCGAGGCGGCCCUCAACGAUGCCAAGUGCAAGCUGGCUGGGCUGGAGGAGGCCCUGCAGAAGGCCAAGCAGGACAUGGCCUGCCUGCUCAAGGAGUUCCAGGAGGUGAUGAACUCCAAGCUGGGCCUGGACAUCGAGAUCGCCACCUACAGGUGCCUGCUGGAGGGCGAGGAGCACGGGCUGCAUGAAGGUGUUGGGCCCGUGAAGAUGUCUGUGAACAGCUCCAAAGACAUCCUCUACGAGCCAAGUGUGGUCAGCACACCCAUGUACUGUCCAGGGGACACCAGUGUCCUCAAGAGCAGCAGGGGCUGCAGCAUCAUGGCUACCAGUGAAAUCUACAUCCCCUGUGAGCCCCAGGGGCUACUGGGCUGUGGAAGCAGGUGGAGCUUCAGCAUGAAGCUAGGGGCUGGGGGUGGCUCCUCCUGCCACAAGUGUUAG